GAUUGGCUGUGUCCAAAUACACCGUGUCCAAGUGCACCGCUUCCGAUUAAUACAGGUGCGUUAAAUAAGGCGUGGAAGCGCCCGUAUAUUUCGAUGUCGCCAAUUCACUUUUUUGCAGCAGCUUGAAUUUUCUAUUUAUUUUUCUGUAAUCAUUGUACGUAUUGAUGUUAUUCGAAAAGCUGUAUUUUCUUUAUACUGGAUUCUGUUGAAAAUAGCGGUUUAUAAUAAUAUGAUUAAUACCAGUGCUUUAACCCUUCGUUAGGCGCAGUAUCCAAUAGAUACGCGUUCGUGUUAUAACACGUCGUCGUUACUACAAGAUUGCAAGUUCGAACUUGUUCUUCUAAAUAUGCUUCUAGCUCGAUCCCCUCCAUUCCUUAGUAGUGUCCGAACCCGGCUAGAGGGCGCAUGUAUAACGUUGUGACGCAUCGAAAUCUGUGAGAUACAUUGCGACUAUCCACGCUUUUUUUCAUAUAUAAGGUUUGUAAAAUGGAGUUUACGUCAAACACUACAUGUGAUAUGGAUGACGAAAGCGAUGUUCAAAAAUUUCAUGAGUUAUUAAGAGCACAAGACUCCGAUAAUAAAGAUGACAUCUGUGAAGACGAUACCGACACUGACGCCAGUGAGAACUUCGAGAAACGUAGAUGAUUCGGAAACCGAACAGGAUGACAUUUCAUCUAACACGGAUGACGACGAAUAUGAAGAUAACGAAUAUUUUAUGGCAUAUAAAAGAAAAAACCGUAAAGUAAUAGAUUUUUGGAAAUGGAAGAAAACGUCUUUCAUCAAAAGAAAAAAGGUAUCUCGUAAUAUUUUGGUUAAACUCCCAGGAGUAGUGGGAAAAGCUAAAAGCCUGAAAAAAGUUAUGGAGACUUGGUCAUACCUAAUUGACAACGGAAUUAUCAAUGACAUUGUAAAAUUCACUAAUCAAUAUAUCGUCAAUUUACAAGGCGAAUUUAGCAAAGAAAGAGACGUUCGGAUAACAGACGAGGUCGAGAUUAGAGGAUUCAUUGGUCUGUUAUACCUUCUUGGAAUUUAUCAUGCCAGUAGACUAAACUUAAAUGAAAUCUGGGAUAGCAACGGAGGUGGAAUUGAAAAAUUUCGUAUGACAAUGAGCCAAAAAAGAUUCCAAUUCUUGAUGCAUAGUUUACGGUUUGACGAUAGAGAUUCAAGAUCCGAAAGAAGAUCUGUUGCACCUGUGCGAACAAUUUUCGAAAAAUUCGUUGAAAAUUGCCAACAGAAUUAUUCUUUGGGAGCCAAUGUCACAAUUGACGAGAUGUUGGUGGGAUUCCCAGGAAGAUGCAGCUUUAAGCAGUAUAUUCCUUCAAAACCGAAAAAGUAUGGUAUCAAGAUUUUUAGUAUGAUAGACGCGAAGCUGUUCUAUAUAUAUAAUAUGGAAAUAUAUGCUGGUAAAGCACAAGACACUCAGUAAUAAGGCAGUAGACGUAGUAAAACGUCUGGUUACACCGAUUUAUAACACCGGUAGAAAUGUGAAAAUGGACAAUUGGUUUUGUGAUUUCACUUUACUAAAAGAAUUAGAUGAAAAACAACUAUCAGUCGUUGGUACAUCUAAAGCUCAAAUUCCUAUUGCGUUUAAAAUCACUAAUAAUUGCCCAGCUUACU
Messenger RNA from Odontomachus brunneus, 1617 nucleotides. Its product is annotated as piggyBac transposable element-derived protein 4-like. The record is from RefSeq and is a predicted model, not a curated record. The transcript is spliced from 2 exons. Lineage: Eukaryota; Metazoa; Arthropoda; Insecta; Hymenoptera; Formicidae. Bases 584 to 1426 code for a protein of 280 amino acids.